This is a messenger RNA of Ceratina calcarata, 865 nucleotides long. RefSeq names its product COPI coat complex subunit zeta (gene zetaCOP). NCBI's taxonomy places the organism in Eukaryota, Metazoa, Arthropoda, Insecta, Hymenoptera, Apidae. Gene Ontology annotation, biological process: retrograde vesicle-mediated transport, Golgi to endoplasmic reticulum; intracellular protein transport; intra-Golgi vesicle-mediated transport. The record is from RefSeq and is a predicted model, not a curated record. Bases 177 to 791 code for a protein of 204 amino acids. The transcript has 6 exons. Gene Ontology annotation, cellular component: COPI vesicle coat.
CAUCACUGCGGUAAAGUGGACAUUGACACGUCAGGUUUGACGUUAACAUGGAUGGUCAGUUAUUGGUAGGUUUUUCAGCGUGAGUGUUACGUUUCUUCAUUUAGAUCGUAUAUAGCAAAGUGCACCUUUUUAAUGAUAUGUUGUCGAUGUAAGUAUCGUCUCGUGCAAUUGUAAUCAUGAAUCGUGGUGGAUCAUCGAAAGUUGUGCAACAUAACCAUUCUACAAUGCCUCAGGGUGACCAGGAUCGUGAUUUUUGGCAGCGCGAACCGACGUUAUAUACUGUGAAAGGUAUGGCCAUCCUGGAUAACGAUGGCAACAGGAUAUUGGCCAAGUACUAUGACAAAAAUUUGUUUCCCACUCCGAAGGACCAGAAAAUGUUUGAGAAGAAUCUGUUUAGCAAAACUCACAGAGCCAAUGCCGAGAUUAUUAUGCUAGAUGGUUUAACGUGCAUUUACAAGAGCAAUGUAGAUUUAUUCUUUUACGUUAUGGGACUCUCCCACGAAAACGAGCUGAUUCUAAUGAGCGUGUUAAACUGUUUGUACGAUUCGGUGAGUCAGAUUUUGAGAAAGAAUGUUGAGAAGAGAGCCGUUUUAGAUAGCCUGGACAUAGUCAUGCUGGCAAUGGAUGAGAUAUGCGAUGGAGGAAUCAUUCUCGAUGCUGACGCUUCGAGCGUUGUUCAAAGGGUAGCAUUAAGGACGGAUGAUAUCCCUCUCGGAGAACAGACAGUCGCACAGUCUCUGAUUGUGCUACAGUCCGCAAAAGAGCAACUGAAGUGGUCUUUAUUAAAAUAAACUAUGUCAGAAGAUCUAACGUGUAUGUGUAUCAAAUUAAUCUUUUCAAAUAUAAAAGUAUUAUACAUUCCUUA